Messenger RNA from Lingula anatina, 730 nucleotides. Its product is annotated as glutathione S-transferase 1-like. Gene Ontology annotation, biological process: glutathione metabolic process. Gene Ontology annotation, molecular function: glutathione transferase activity. Lineage: Eukaryota; Metazoa; Brachiopoda; Lingulata; Lingulida; Lingulidae. Gene Ontology annotation, cellular component: cytoplasm. The record is from RefSeq and is a predicted model, not a curated record.
AAUGCAAUAUGAAAAUCAUGCAUCUUAAUAGGAUGAUCUUAAAAUUGAACUUUGAAAAUUUGUUGAAAUCUUGGUACGCUUAUACAUUUGUCAAAAAUGAAUAUUUUCAGCCCAGCUAUCAUACAGUAUCUAGCAGAAGAAUACACAGACAAACAAGGAAUGGGUUCUACUCUCAGUGAACAAAUACGAGCUAUGUCUACAAUGCAUUGGGCUCAUAACACCCUACAAAGGUGUGUAAUCACCAACUAUGUGUAUGUAAUGAUGAAGAAUUCAGAGUUAUCAGACCCUGAGGCAGCCAUGGCACUCACACAGACAGCAAAAACUGACAUCAGACAACAUCUCCAAACUCUUGACACUCACUACUUGGGGAAAUCAAAGUUUCUUUUUGGAAAUGACUGUCUAUUUGUGGAUUGCUUUGUUGCCAUGCUGCUGACCACACUAGAUCUCGUCAGUUUUGACUUUAAGCCAUUUCCCCGUGUAAAACAGUGGAUGACCAAUGUGAAACAGUUGUAUGAAGACAACUGGGAAGAAGUGUGUGAGACCCACAAUAUGCAGGUCAUGCAGAGAGGGAGCAGACGGGCUUCUCUUAUGUAACACAAGGUGGCACUUCAAGAAGCAAUGUUGUGAACUUCUGGCACUGAAAUGAGCACAGAUAUACUGGCCAAAACUACAUGUUUUGUACUUCUCUUUACUCUUUAUCAUUUUCCUUAACAAUGUUUCUUUGGAGCCC